UUUUGAUUAAUGGGCGAUGAUGGUCUGGUAUUACAUGCAGAUCCUGGGUUAAUACGUGCCAUUACAGCUGAAAGGUGCUCUUUUUUUUUUAAUACACAGAAGAAAAGAAAAAUAAAAAUAAAAAAAACAAUCGACCAUAGCGCAUCUCGUUCGAGACCCUCUACCCGCCCAUCAUGGCAGACUCGAAAUACUCCCACGACACGCGCAUCCCCUCGACCUGCCCCCCAUCGAUCGCGCCCAUCCUGAACCAUGCCUGGAACCACGACCUGGCUUCCCUGAGACCGCUCCUCGACGUCCCCGGGCGCGCCAGCGUCCAAGAACCCACGACCGGCGAGACGCCCCUGCACGCCGCCAUCCGCAACUCCUGCGGCGCCCCCCUCGACAAGGUCAAGGCAGUGCUCGAGGAGCUUUUCUUCAGCGGCGCCAUAUGGAACGAUGUCGACUCCAACAACGAGACCCCCGGCGAUCUGGCCGCCCGCUUGAGCCAGCCCGAGCUGUACCAGAUGUGCGUCGAGGCCGGCGUGCGGGCCGAGCUGCUGUUCGGGCUUCUCGAAGGGUAUGAGGACCUGCCUUCCGAGGCCGAAGACGAAGGCCAAGACGACGAGGAGAUGGACGAGUUCGUCGUUGUCGAGAACGACACUGGCGCAGUAGAAGAGGACGGCGACGAGGCACCCGAGCUUGUUUCCACCGAAGAAGCAAGAGAGCCAGAGAAGGAGGCGGAAGUAGAGGAGAAAGAAGAAGAAGAAGAGGAGGAAGAGGAAGAGACAGAGAUAGUCGAAACGAAUCCCGACCGAGCUUUCCAACCGCCGAAACCCGUGACCAGUGAUGAUCAAGUCAACUCCGAGGAGUACCUGCGCUCGAACCUCACGUACACGGACGGAAAACUGGUUGACUCCUCCUUGAACGGUGUUAUGAUGGCCUGGGAAACCGAGAUCAUGCGAGCAUCCGUCGACACACUGCUUCCGGGCCUGGCGGCCGGAAAGAAGAUCCUGAACAUUGGCUUUGGCAUGGGCAUUAUUGACGCCAUGUUCGCCGAGACUCGUCCCUCGAAACACCACAUCAUUGAGGCACAUCCCGAGGUCAUGGAGCAUAUCAAUGGGCCUGAUUCCAAGUUUGGUGCAGACUGGGCGGCACGCGGUGCCGAGGAGGGCGCAUAUCGGGUUCACCAAGGGCGAUGGCAAGACGUAAUCCCCCAGCUCUUGGAGGCCGGAGAGACAUACGAUGCCAUUUACUUCGACACUUUUGGUGAGGACUAUUCGCAGCUGCGUAUGUUCUUCACGGAAUUUGUGCCAGGACUCAUGGAAGAGGAUGGCCGGUUUGGCUUCUUCAACGGUCUUGGCGCUGAUAGACAAAUCUGCUACGACGUUUACACAAAGGUCGUCGAAAUGCACCUUUCUGAUGCUGGUCUCGAUGUAGAAUGGCAAGAGAUGCAGGUCGACAUGAAAGGCUUGGAAAAAGAGGGGGAGGGGGGUUGGGAAGGAGUCAAGAGGAGAUAUUGGACGCUCAACAUGUACCGUCUACCCACUUGCACCUUUAUGGGUUGAUCCGUGUCCAACGUCUAUCUUGAGAACAUAGCAAUAGAACCAUUCCCAGCAAUGACUGAGGUGUAUUCGGUUCCUGCCUAAAG
This is a messenger RNA of Truncatella angustata, 1627 nucleotides long. Its product is annotated as arginine N-methyltransferase. Gene Ontology annotation, biological process: peptidyl-arginine methylation. Gene Ontology annotation, molecular function: protein arginine N5-methyltransferase activity. Gene Ontology annotation, cellular component: nucleus; cytoplasm. The transcript is spliced from 2 exons. The record is from RefSeq and is a predicted model, not a curated record. The coding region runs from base 174 to 1544 and encodes 456 amino acids. Lineage: Eukaryota; Fungi; Ascomycota; Sordariomycetes; Amphisphaeriales; Sporocadaceae.